AAGGGGCGCGGCGGCGGCGGCGCAGCGCGGAGGCGUCCCUGUCCCCCCGACCGCCCUUCUGCUGUUGCUGACUCUGCCGCCGCUGCAGCCGCUGCUGCCCGCUGCCUUCCUGUGCCCAGUGCCCGCCUGGAACAGCGCCUGCGGCUGCCACGGAAAGACGGCUCGAGCCUCCCCCUCCCCCAGCGUCGGAGCAUACCGGACAAGAAUGGACUUCGUGGGCGACCGUCGGGCGUUCCCGGUGGAGGCCAGCGCGGGCGUGUGCCGCACCCUCUUCGGGCCGGUGGACCACGAGGAGCUGGGCCGUGAGCUGGUGGGCAAGCUGGCCGAGAUCAGUGCCGAGGACGAGCGCCGCUGGGACUACAACUUCCAGAACGACCGGCCGCUCGUGGGCCCGGGCCGCCUGCAGUGGCAGGAGGUGGACGACCACACGGUGCCCGCCUUCUACCGCGAGACGGUGCAGGUGGGCCGCAGCCGCUUCCCGCUGCUGCUGCUGCGCCCCACGGCGUCCCGGGCCGCGGGCUGCCCCCCGCUGCGGCCAGCGCCCGACUGUGGCCCGGACGCCGAGGGCCCGGGGCCCGACAGCGCCGCCGACGCCCCCGUCGUGCCCAUCACGGAUGAGCUGCCGCUGGACGCCGACGUCGACCUGGACUCGGGCUUCACCAUCCUGGCGACCGCCCGAGCCGGGGCCCCGGCCAGCAAUGCCCUCAUCACAGCUUUCUUUGUGAAGCGUAAGAGACCCAGAGCCUUCAAGCCUUUUCACCUGGACCACGGCAUGCCCCGCGGCCGGAGCCCGGAGCCCGAGCCUUCGGGCUCCGACGGCUCGGGCUCCGACAGCUCGGCGGGCAGCUCAGGCCGGGACAGCCCAGCCGGCCGCACCCGCCGCGUCCGCCGCAGCCGUCGAGCCCGCUCGGCCGCCCCUCCCUCGGAGCAGAGACCCAGCAAGCGCAGUCGGUAAAUAAGCUUGCCUCCGAGCCGACGGCCUCCACUCAGACUUCCCUGCACCCUGGAGGAGAGGGCAGGUGCAGGGGGAGGGUGCAGCCCUCCCUCGAGCGGGGGAGCCAGCUGUCCAACCGGGAACCGCCCCCCUUCCAGCCAGCCCUCAGAAGGACCGACCUGCUUUUGUACUUUGCCGUAGCAACGCCGGCUGAGCCUCAGCCCGCCUCGGGGCAGUGUUCAGAAAAAAAUCCAGUAAAAAAACAAAACCGUUUGACAACCGUGCAAUGUAUUAAGUUUUCUCUAGACGUUGUUUAUACAAAGCCUGAUGUGAGUAGCUGGUCCCAAAGUGCGAGCUUUCAGAAAUCAUUUCUCCAAACGUAUAAUCUGCCGGGAAGGCCGCGCAGCCAGCCUGUGUUUGUACAAAAGCGACAACUUCGACGUGCUGAUAACUUAAUGACCUAUUUAUGGCAGCCCGAGCUGCCCUCGCCCCGGCCGGGCCGGGCACCCGAGUGGCCCCGGCACGGCCGGCGGGGCUCCCUCCACGGGGCGCCCGGCUCUCCAGCCAAAGGAACGCGGGCUCUGGGUUGGGGGGAGUUUUUUUUACUUGAAAAGACAAAUCUGUUGCCGUGACUUCUGAGCCCGUUCCAGUCCCGCCACACCGUUAUUAAUAAUAAAGACUUAAACACUU
Molecule: messenger RNA, 1624 nt
Organism: Antechinus flavipes (yellow-footed antechinus)
Lineage: Eukaryota; Metazoa; Chordata; Mammalia; Dasyuromorphia; Dasyuridae
Gene: CDKN1C
Product: cyclin dependent kinase inhibitor 1C
Exons: 4
Coding region: 206-955 (249 amino acids)
Biological process (GO): regulation of cell cycle
Cellular component (GO): nucleus
Molecular function (GO): cyclin-dependent protein serine/threonine kinase inhibitor activity
Source: RefSeq, a predicted model, not a curated record